This is a messenger RNA of Didymella exigua CBS 183.55, 2286 nucleotides long. RefSeq lists its product as uncharacterized. Lineage: Eukaryota; Fungi; Ascomycota; Dothideomycetes; Pleosporales; Didymellaceae. The transcript has a single exon. Gene Ontology annotation, molecular function: oxidoreductase activity, acting on CH-OH group of donors; flavin adenine dinucleotide binding. The record is from RefSeq and is a predicted model, not a curated record. The annotation marks the transcript as partial.
AUGGCACGCUCUUUCAUCCUUUCUACAGCGCUUUUCGCGCUUCAAGCUGUUGCACAAACAUCGUCUCCCUACACCGACGCCAAGACAGGUAUCGACUUCCGCGGAUACACUGAUGCAAAGACCGGCUUCACCUUCGGUAUUGCCCUUCCCGAGAACCCUACCACCGACUUCAUCGCCCAGAUCCAGGCACCUAUCACCAAUGGAGGCGGAUGGGCUGGUUUCAGCAUGGGCCAGUCUAUGACUGGCAACUUGCUCGUCGUUGCAUGGCCCAACGAUGGCGAGGUCGUCUCGUCUUUCAGGAAGGCGACUGGCUACACCAACCCAGCAGUCACUACCGGUGACUUCACCAUGAACCCCAUCCCUGAUGGCACAUACGUCAACGACACUGCCUUCUCGUACACUUUCCUCUGCAAGAACUGCAUCAGCGACGAUGUCGCCACUGGCCUUGUUAUCUACGACUCCCCCAGCACCAACAUCGUCGGCUGGGCUUUCUCUGAUGAUUCUCUUACCGACCCCGCGACUGCUGGCUCUACCCUGACCUACCACACUGCUGGCUUCGGCGCCUUUGGACUGCCCAUGUCCAACGCUACCAGCGCCAACUUCGAGACCUGGGCAGCUAUGGCUGUCGAAGGAAGCUCCGACUCUGGAUCUGGCAACUCGACCCUCCCUAUCAGCGGUGGCAACUCGACCACACCUACCACAGGUAACUCUACAGCUACUGUUGGCAACGCCACAUACGACUACAUUGUUGCUGGUGCGGGAGCCGCUGGAAUCAUUGCUGCUCAGAGAAUCGCUGAAAGCGGUGCCUCCGUCCUGCUGAUUGAGCGUGGAGGCCCCUCUUACGGAUUCACAGGUUACACUGACAACCUGUCCUGGAACGAUACUGUUUCCAUGUACGAUGUUCCCGGUUACGGCUACUACCUUAGCGAUGUUGGCACACCUGCUUAUUGCGACGAUACUGCGGACAUGGCUGGCUGCCUGCUCGGUGGCGGUACUAGCGUCAAUGCCAUGAUGUUUGUUAGGCCCCAGGAUCGUGACUUCGACGACAAGUGGCCUACAGGCUGGAAGUCUACUGACGUCGCUACUGCUGCUGACCGCGUCUGGGAGCGUAAUCCUGGACAGACCUACGGCAGUGAGGACGGCAAGCGCUACAACGACGAGGCUUACGAUGUUCUCUCGAAGUUCUUUGCUUCUCAGGGCUGGACCGAGACCGACUUCAUCAAGGAUCCUAACUCCAAGACAGAUGUCUUCGGUCACCCUCCCUGGAAUGUUGCCAAUGGUCUGCGCUCUGGGCCCGUCAGGACCUACCUUCCCCUUGCCCAGAAGCUUGACAACUUCAAGCUCAUGAUGAACACUAAGGUCAUCCGUGCCGUCCGUAAGGGAUCAUCUAUCUCUGGUAUCGAGAUCGAGACCGCCGACAAGCAGCGAGUCAUUUACAAUGUCAACGCCGGCGGUAGUGUCAUCCUCGCCGCUGGUUCUAUGUCCACUCCCCGCAUCCUCUUCAACUCUGGUAUCGGCCCUACCAAGCAGCUCAAGGUCGUCCAGUCCGGCAGCAGCGGGGUCACCCUCCCCGACGAGGCGGACUGGAUUGACCUUCCGGUUGGUGCUGAGAUCAAGGACCACCCUAUCUUCACUCUCCAGUUCAAGACCAGCACCAACAUGUCCUCCACCGCCGAGACUGUUCUUACUGAGCCUGACCAGACCAAUAUCGACCUAUUCGCCAAGGGCUCCGGUAUCCUGGCUCAGUCUGGUCAGCGUCUCAACUGGUGGUCCUCAGUCACUACCUCCAAGGGCAACGAGAUGUUCUUCCAGGGUACCUGCAACGGACCUUCUGCCAACACUAUUCAGAUGAAGAUCUAUCUUACCCACGGUGCUCAGUCUGUCGGUGAGCUCGGUAUCACUGCUGAUGGUGCCACCGAGUUCAUCACCAACCCCCACAUGACUUCUGAGGAAGACACCGAGGCCUUGACCAUGAUGAUGGACCGUCUUCUUCAGAUGGCCAGUGGCUCCAACUCCACACUCAGUAUCGUUGCCCCUACUGGCGUCACCAACGUCACCGCUGCUGAUUUGAUUAAGACCUUUAAGACAGGCAGCCACUACGUCGGAACUGCUAAGGUCGGGACCAAGGGCGACGAUGGUGUCGUUGUUGAUACUGACACAAAGGUCUACGGUACAGACAACCUUUUCGUUGUUGACGCUUCCAUCCACCCUGACCUACCCACCGGUAACACUCAGGCUAUCGUCAUGGUCGUCGCCGAGGCCGCCGCUGCCAAGAUCCUUGCUCUU